This is a messenger RNA of Styela clava, 2727 nucleotides long. RefSeq lists its product as uncharacterized. Lineage: Eukaryota; Metazoa; Chordata; Ascidiacea; Stolidobranchia; Styelidae. The record is from RefSeq and is a predicted model, not a curated record.
UAUCUUAUCUUCCUAUGGCAAUAGCGCUAUUAAAAAUUGACAUAAAAACCAGAAGUUGUUUAUGAGCAAGCCUUGACUUUAGUGACUUUAAAAAAAAAAGCCAAUCUGAUUAUCUCAUUUACAGAUAUGAAAAUUUAACAAAAUUCUCAAACUGCCCCCAAGGCAGACAUCUUCUGAGCAUUCGAGCUGAUUAUAAUUUUUUUAAUAGCUUCACUAUAUAGCUAUGCGAGUAAUUGUUUGAUAACAAAAUAUGGCAGAGGAUGUAAAUAACAGAUUGCGAAAUAGGAUGGUAUCAACAUCCACAGAAUCAGCUCACUCAUCAAAUGAUAGGUCAGUGCCAAACAAAAAAGAUGAGGAUAAACCACGUGAGGAAAUAAGGGGAAACGAACGUCACAUUCUCUUUCAUUUUUUCACACUGUUUAGCAUCAGCUUUAUCUGCGGGAUUUUUUUAAUACACCUGAGUUUGUGGCUCAAUUCAUAUAUUCAUGCUGUCAUGUCACCAGUGAGGCCUUUCGAUAGUGAGAACACAGAGAACGGCCUUUAUACUGAAGAGUACAAGAAUGUAACUACUAUACAACAUGAACCAAGCGAGACCUAUUAUUCAUCCGUUUACACACAAGAUGAGACUAUAAAAGAAGUCUUCAUGUCCCCAUUUUACUAUACCGGGACUUAUUUUAAUCCAGUCAGGCGCAAUGUUACGUACCAUAAUCAUGAAGGAUACCACGAUUUUUCAAAUUAUUCAGCAAUAAGAUAGAGAACUUCUUAUUAUCAAUGAAAAGAUUUGCAAAUUGUCAACAAUAUUAUCGCGGGACGGAAUACUGGAAAUAAAUUGACAAGUUUGAUCAUGUAGUAUAGGAAUCAUCUGCAAAUUCAAGCAAACUUAAUAAAAAUGUGAAAAUUGUUCAUUUUUGAAGAACAUCACUGCAGACUAGAUUUCAUUUUUGGUUCAUGCUUGGUAUUGAUAUAAAUUUUUAUAUAAAACUAGUAAAAUUAUAUUGUUAUUAAAUUAUGGAAUGUUUUUACAUUUAAAAUCUUUCUAGGUGUAACCAUAUAUAUGAAUCCUCAUACACAAAAUUAUCAACAAAUAUUAGAUGACAAAUUAUACACAAAGUGUCAAGGUGGUUGAGGCCUGAAUUUUCAGUCAAAUCUUUCUGUUUCAUAAAUAUUUAUUUGAAAAAUUCUACUUACUGUCUAUGUUGAAAGUAUGCCUCUAAAAAUUAAGCACAUUACUGGCCAUGCUUGAUCAAAUACUGAUUAUGUUAUAUGAAUGGUUUCAUGCUAAAUUGCUCCAUAAGUGUGCGUGGAUUGAAUAUGGCUGAUCAAUAUAUUUUAAUCUUUGUAUUUAAAUAUUCUGCGUCGAAAUAAUGUUUCUUUCAUGAGCUGAGUUUAGUUGGUAUUGCGCAAUAAAAUUCAGAGGAGGUGUGUUUCUUUAUAUUUUUUAUGUUUUCGAAUGAAAUCGUAAUUUUUGACUCAGAGGUAAUUUUGGACUGGGUUGAGAGUAUUCCAAUAUACCGGUAGAUAUUUUGAGAAUUUCAACUUCUUCAAAUUUCUACAACUUCCAUGCUCAUGCUGAUAGUAUGGGGUAUCAUUACCAUUUCGUGGCAGCAAUACUCUGUCACAAUACUAUGAACAUAUAAUCAUCAGUCUAGUAGGUUUUUUUGUUCGCAGACUAUAAUUUCAUAUGGGCGAUUUCCUGAAAAUAUAUUUGCUUAGGGUUGGAUAUAACUGGUAUCAAUAUAUUUUCCCAACCUAUGUGUUAUUGUGUCAAUCUGUUAUUUUCUACCGUUGGCCCAACUUUGAAGUUGAGAUAUUAUGUCACUUUUGUCCAGUAUAAUUAUAUUAUUAUUUUAUUUUUUUCCAAUCCUCCGGUUAUCUUAUCAAAAUAUUUGUCGCCUUGCGUCAUAAUUCAACAUUACAUAAUACAUUUUUUUAUGUAAAUGAAUGCUAUAAAAUAUCUGAAUCCAUACUAUUUUGGGCAUUUCACCAAUUCUGUUAAUAGUGUUUUAUUUUUGUUGAAUAGAAUAGAUGAUAAUUUUACAGCUAUUUUUUUGCUCUUGGCCCGUUUAUCUUAAAUAUGUAAUUAGUUGAAAUAGUUUUCAUGAAAUAUUCUUCAUUGAGCAGUUUCUGAUUACAAAUUACACUGUAUUUGGGUGGCAGACAUAAUAAUAGGCUGCCGAAAUUCGGAUUUCGGUAUAUUCUCUUUGAAAACCAGACACAGUAACACUUGAAGAUUGACUGAGCCGGCAAAUUAUAUGUCAAAAGCGCCUUGGGCUUGGAAAACACGGUGUGAACAAAGGUCAUGCUUACGUGACUUGGCAAAUUUAGUUGUUACUGUCCCGUGGCCGUGUCUGUCAAUUUUGAAAUGAAUUAUCGCGUUUGAAUGAAUAUAUAUGGGAUCCAAGACCAACGCUGUCUUAAUAUCCGCGGCUGACUGAAAUCGAAGUUUGCCAUGUUUCCGCGAACGAAAUUGUAUUUGCAAACUCGUCAGAGUCAAAAUUUAGAAUUCCCUGUAGUGGGGAUUUCAGGCUUUCAAAGGUGAUAAAAUGGUGGUUGGUUUAUAAUGAAUACAUUAUUAUACAAUUGUCAAUGUGUUUUCAAAUGUUUUUAUUGGUGUAAAAUUAAUUUAGAGUAAUCAUUUAUCUUACGUGUGCAAAACUAAUCGUGUAAAUAUAAUAUCUGCAUUUAAUUCUUUCAAUUACUUUGAAAAUAUAUCAUAUUUUCCGAACA